CGUGACGUCGAGCUGUGCGUCGCUUCGUCAGCGGUGUUCAUGGACAACCUCGGAGGACGGGGCUGAAAGGGCGGAGCGGGAGAGAUGGCCUCUUCCAUGGUCAGAGCCACCGUUCGGGCCGUGAGCAAGAGGAAGAUUCAGGCCACUAGAGCCGCCCUUACACUGACCCCAUCUGCUGUGCAGAAGAUAAAACAACUGCUUAAAGACAAACCUGACCAUGUAGGCGUUAAAGUUGGUGUCCGUACAAGAGGCUGUAAUGGACUUUCUUAUACACUCGAAUACACAAAAUCAAAGGGGAACUCUGAUGAGGAAGUAGUACAGGAUGGUGUUAGAGUGUUUAUUGAAAAGAAAGCGCAACUCACACUUCUAGGAACUGAAAUGGACUAUAUAGAAGACAAACUGUCCAGUGAAUUUGUUUUCAAUAACCCAAACAUCAAAGGAACGUGUGGUUGUGGAGAAAGCUUUAACAUUUAAAACACCAGGACUAUAACUUUUAAGACCACAAAACUGCUUUCUGAAGUAAUCACUUGGUGUGUGUGUUUUCACAUCUUUAGGCUUUGUAAUAUUUGGCUCCCUUUCCAGGAAAAUAAAAGUACUGUGUUUUGAAAGUGUAA
Molecule: messenger RNA, 614 nt
Organism: Zootoca vivipara (common lizard)
Lineage: Eukaryota; Metazoa; Chordata; Lepidosauria; Squamata; Lacertidae
Gene: ISCA1
Product: iron-sulfur cluster assembly 1
Biological process (GO): iron-sulfur cluster assembly
Cellular component (GO): cytoplasm; mitochondrion
Molecular function (GO): 2 iron, 2 sulfur cluster binding
Source: RefSeq, a predicted model, not a curated record